This is a messenger RNA of Parastagonospora nodorum SN15, 2343 nucleotides long. RefSeq lists its product as hypothetical. The record is from RefSeq and is a predicted model, not a curated record. Bases 1 to 2343 code for a protein of 780 amino acids. Gene Ontology annotation, biological process: meiotic sister chromatid segregation; attachment of mitotic spindle microtubules to kinetochore; homologous chromosome segregation. The transcript has 4 exons. Gene Ontology annotation, cellular component: chromosome, centromeric core domain; monopolin complex; nucleolus. NCBI's taxonomy places the organism in Eukaryota, Fungi, Ascomycota, Dothideomycetes, Pleosporales, Phaeosphaeriaceae. Gene Ontology annotation, molecular function: oxidoreductase activity; microtubule site clamp; protein binding.
AUGUCCUCCUCAAACUACUCCUUCAAGUGUGCACUCGUAACCGGCGGAGGCGGCGGCAUUGGCAAAGCCCUCGCCCACCAACUCAUCAAAGACGGCAAGAAAGUCAUAAUCUGCGGGCGCACGGAAUCAAACCUCCAGUCUGCGUCAAAAGAGAUAGGCGCAGCAGCAUACUACGUCCUCGACACGGGCGCCGUCUCCUCUAUACCCGCCUUCGUCGAAAAGUUGACAUCCGAACACCCCGAGCUCGACUGCCUAAUCAACAACGCCGGCGUGCAAAGACCUUUGGAUGUCAACAAAGACACUGCGGAGGAUUUUGCAAGCAAAGCAGACCAAGAAAUCGACAUCAACAUCCGCGGCCCCAUGCAUCUCGCUCUGCACCUACUCCCCCAUCUCAAGACAAAGCAACACCCACUCAUCGUCAACAUAUCCUCCGUCCUCGGCUUCGUGCCUGUCAGCAUCCAAAACCCCGUGUACAACGGGACGAAAGCGUUCGCGCAUUUCUGGUCCAUGGCGCUGCGCCAACAGCUCCUCAAUACUAAUGUGAAGGUGGUGGAGAUUGCACCGCCGACGGUGGCGACGGAUCUACAUCGUGAGAGGGAGGAUCCGGACGAUAAUAAGAAGGAGAAGAAUCAGGGGGCUUUGAGUGUGGAGGAGUUUGUUGAUGAGGUUAGGGGGAAGUGGAGGGGAGGCGAGGAGUGUAUUGGGGCGGGGAUGGCGGCAAAGAUUGUGAAGACUUGGGAUGAGGGGAUGGGUGGGCACAACAACACCACGACACAAACUUGCGCGCGCACCACCAAAUCGCACAAAAUGGCGCCCCGCAGUGCGAUCGCAAACUACUCCUUCACCGUCGACUCGGGCUCCGACGACGACGAGCUCAACGCGCUGCCCACACCCGAAUCCAACGCCGAAAACAGGGCGCCGGCGAAGAAAGCGCGUGGAAAAGCCGCGCAAACCAAAGUGACGGCGACUGCGACUAAGGCGACCGCAAAAGGAAGGCCGGCGACGCGUCGGGUCAGCGGCUCGAGCGUGUUGGGCGUGAAGAAGACGAGUGCGGCAGUCGUGAAAAAGGCGCCUGCCAAGGGCGGGCGCAGAGCCCUUGCUGAGCGCAACGCCGUCAAUGGCAGCGAUACGGAAGAGGUGGACGAUUUUGAGGAGGACGUCGCGCCACCUGUCAAGGCCACUAAGAGAGGUCGACCAGCGAAGGCACAUGAAGAAGUCGUAGAGGCACCGGCGCCCGCGAAGAGAGGGCGCAAACCGGCGGCGCAAGAACCUGCGCCGAAGAAGGAGCCGAAGGCGCGGACGAGACGUGUGGCAGCAGAGCCCGAGCCUGCGACAAUUCCCGAGACGCAGCCUGAGCCGGAAGAAGAUCCCAUGGAUAUCGAGGAUUCGAUAGAGGUGGAUGAGAUACCGGAGAGCAUGCCGCCGCCGCCGCGACCAUCGGCACGACGCGCACAGGUACCACCAAGCAGGGCGCGACAGACUUCAGCUGGUGCACGCCGAGCGGGAAGCGCGUCGGAUUCUGAGCGAGAUCCGGUUCUGCGGCGGAAAGUCGGCGAUUUGACGAGGAAGCUGGAGGCUAUGACGGUCAAGUACGAGACGCUCAAGGAGGCGGCGUCGUCAGGGAAGGAGUCGAACUUUGAGCAGCUGCGGAAGAGGACUGAGCAGACCGCAAAGGCAUUCCCAGACCAAGACGCAGUCAUCAAAGCCCUGAAACAGCAAAUGGCAGAACUCCAGUCCCGCACCUCCGACCUCCCCUCAAUGAAGAAGGAAAUCGCCUCGCUCUCCAAAGAAAACACGCGCCUCGCAUCCGAAAACAAGAAACUCUCCGACUCAGUCACCGCCGCGCAAAACGAGAGCAAAACACUCUCCAACAAACUCGCCGCCGCGCGCUCCUCGCAGCAGCCCGAGUCCAAGAACGUCCCCGGAAGCGCCGUGAAGCCCAGAUCAAACGGCGUCGUAUUGCCAGGUACGGCGGAGGCUGCAAAGGAAGCGCAACUCGCAAAGCAGAAAGUCGAUCUGUACAGCGACUUGACCAACCUGAUCAUCCUCGGCAUGAAGCGCAACGAGGACGAGGAAGACGUGUAUGAUUGUCUGCAGACUGGAAGGAAUGGAACUCUUCACUUCCACCUCACUGUCGCCGCCUCCGCCGAUUCCGCAUACGAAGACACAGAAUUCGUGUACCAGCCGCUCCUCAACGACCAGAGAGAUCGCGAGUUACUCGAUUUACUGCCGGAUUACUUGACCGAGGAGAUUUGCUUUCCGCGCGGGCAGGCGGCCAAGUUUUAUUGCAAGGUCGUGGAUAGUAUGAGUAAGAAGAUUGUGUUAGAAGAGGAGGAUGAGUAG